Molecule: messenger RNA, 1488 nt
Organism: Paracoccidioides brasiliensis Pb18
Exons: 4
Coding region: 1-1488 (495 amino acids)
Cellular component (GO): mitochondrion; cytoplasm
Molecular function (GO): lipoic acid binding; acetyltransferase activity
Source: RefSeq, a predicted model, not a curated record
AUGAUGGCUCUACGCUGCAGAGGGUCUCUUACCCAGGCUCUGCGUCCAAUCUGCUCUGCUUCGCGUCUGCUGCCCGCUGCUGCCCGUAUUUACCCCAUCUCUUCUCCCCGCCAAAGAUUUUUCCAUGGCUCCCCGGCAUCAUGGGCGAUCAGAUCUCAGGUCCUGAAAGAUGUCGGUGAAGGAAUCACCGAGAUUCAGAUCAUACAAUGGUACGUCCAGGAGGGGGCCAAAAUCGAGGAAUGGAAGCCGUUAUGUCAGUACCAGUCCGACAAAGCGGUCGAUGAUAUAACGUCGAGGUAUGAAGGGGUGAUUAAGAAACUCCACUUCCAGGCGGAUGAAACCGUUCCAACGGGGAUGGCUUUGUGCGAUAUCGAUGUUGAUGAGUCAAAAUACCCCGUCGAAAAUGCAACACCUCCGCCAGCAAUUAAGCCGGCCGCUACACCCCCCCUGCCCCUAGAGCAGCAGCAGGUAAAACAGGAGGUAAAAGAAGGCUCUGCUAUAUCUUUGAAUACUGCAGAAGCACCACCAAAACCCGUUGAGCAGCCCGCAACUCUCAAAUCUAAAUAUGCUACUCUUGCAACCCCAGCCGUUCGUGGCAUGCUAAAGGGGUUGAAUGUCGAUAUACUAAACGUAACCGGAACCGGCAAGGACGGACGAGUGAUAAAAGAAGAUGUCCUCCGAUAUGUGGCGGAACGAGACGCUGGUGCGGUAGAAGUAACGGCAUCCUCGUCAGCAACACCGCAAUCUCCACCAGCCGCACUGGGUAUUAGCACCCCGCAAACAGAGACCUCUACCCCAUUGACCUCAAUUCAAUCUCAGAUGUUCAAAACCAUGACUCGAUCGCUUUCAAUUCCCCACUUCCUCUACGCUGAUGAACUCAACAUCGCCUCCCUAUCCUCCAUACGCAAGAAGCUCGCGAGUCACCCAACCCACCCCCAGAAACUCUCCUACCUCCCCUUCAUCAUCAAAGCUGUCUCUCUCUCCCUCAAUACCUUCCCCCUCCUAAACGCAAGAGUAGACACCACCAACCCAAACAAGCCUUCCCUAAUCAUGCGUUCAAACCACAACAUUGGUGUGGCCAUGGACACGCCGACGGGUCUUCUAGUGCCAAAUAUCAAAAACGUCCAGGCCCGCUCCAUCCUCGAUAUUGCCACGGAACUCGUCCGUCUCACCGAGGUGGCGCGUGCGGGCAAAUUGACCCCCGCAGACCUGAAUGGCGGAACCAUCACGGUGUCCAACAUUGGUAAUAUUGGAGGCACUUAUGUCGGGCCUGUCAUUGUACCGAACGAGGUAGCCAUUCUUGGCAUUGGGAGGGCGAAAAUUGUCCCUGUUUUUGACAAGGCGGGCAACGUGGUUAAGGGCGAGAAGGUGAAUUUUAGCUGGAGUGCGGAUCAUAGAGUUGUAGAUGGGGCGACGAUGGCUAGAAUGGCGGACAGGGUGAGGGGCUAUUUGGAGGAGCCUGAGUUGAUGAUGUUGGCGUUGAGAUAG